This is a messenger RNA of Closterium sp. NIES-65, 1164 nucleotides long. Lineage: Eukaryota; Viridiplantae; Streptophyta; Zygnematophyceae; Desmidiales; Closteriaceae. The record is from the annotation of a GenBank genome assembly.
AUGACGCCACUCUUGAAAAGUUCCAUCCUCCAUCCCCUCGGUCUUUGCAUUCCGCUCCUUCCGCUCCUUCUGCUCCUUCCGUUCUUGAUCGCCACGUUAUGUGAGGGGAGCAUCCAUCUUUCCCACACCUUGCUGUGCUCCUUUACGCGGCAAUACAGCUCGUUGCUGCAGAGACCUGCCUGCCCCUUCUCUUCUCGUCCUUUCCUUCCGCAGCUUGCCCCCACCAAGCAGGUGUCCCCCUGUCACCCACGUGUGCCAGCCAGAUCCGGGAAUGAAGGGGAGGAUGGGGAAGGGAAUGAAGGGGAGGAUGGGGGAGGGAAUGAAGGGGAGGAUGGGGGAUGGAAUGAAGGGGAGGAUGGGGGAGGGAAUGAAGGGGAGGAUGGGGGAGGGAAUGAAGGGGAGGAUGGGGAAGGGAAUGAAGGGGAUGAUGGGGAAGGGAAUGAAGGAGAGGAUGGGGAAGGGAAUGAAGGGGAGGAUGGGGAAGGGAAUGAAGGGGAGGAUGGGGGAGGGAAUGAAGGGGAGGAUGGGGGAGGGAAUGAAGGGAAGGAUGGGGAAGGGAAUGAAGGGGAGGGUGGGGAAGGGAAUGAAGGGGACGAUGGGGAAGGGAAUGAAGGGGAGGAUGGGGAAGGGAAUGAAGGGGAGGAUGGGGGAGGGAAUGAAGGGGAGGAUGGGGAAGGGAAUGAAGGGGAGGAUGGGGGAGGGAAUGAAGGGGAGGAUGGGGGAGGGAAUGAAGGGGAGGAUGGGGGAGGGAAUGAAGGGGAGGAUGGGGGAGGGAAUGAAGGGGAUGAUGGGGGAGGGAAUGAAGGGGAGGAUGGGGAAGGGAAUAAAGGGGAUGAUGGGAAAGGGAAUGAAGGGGAGGAUGGGGGAGGGAAUGAAGGGGAGGAUGGGGGAGGGAAUGAAGGGGAGGAUGGGGGAGGGAAUGAAGGGGGGGAUGGGGGAGGGAAUGAAGGGGAGGAUGGGGAAGGGAAUGAAGGGGAUGAUGGGGAAGGGAAUGAAGGAGAGGAUGGGGAAGGGAAUGAAGGGGAGGAUGGGGGAGGGAAUGAAGGGGAGGAUGGGGAAGGGAAUGAAGGGGAGGAUGGGGGAGGGAAUGAAGGGGAGGAUGGGGGAGGGAAUGAAGGGGAGGAUGGGGGAGGGAAUGAAGGGGGAGGAUGGGGGAGGGAAUGA